GUAUUAUAAAAGUAUAGUAAGAAAUUUGUAUUAAUUAUCAAUUAAAAUAAAUACUAAUAAAACUAUGAAUGAAACAAACGGCAAGUAUCCGUACGAAAAGAUCUUUGGAUCAAAUAACGGACAACGGUUUAAAGGAAAUAAACUCAACGAUUAUCAUGAGUCUGAUCUAAACGAAGACAGCGAAGAUGGCAGAGAUCGGGACACAAGUCUUAUGCUAGAUCUGGAGGAAUCGGAUGAGAUGACAGUCGGCGAGUGUUGCCUUUGGUUCAGACAACGAUAUUUCACGCACGAGAAACUCCGCCGACGGCUGCCAUUCCUCUCGUGGCUCCCGAACUACUCUUUAGCCGAUCUUAAGGGUGACGUAAUCGCCGGCCUAUCGGUGGCCUUCACAAUAGUACCGCAGGGACUGGCGCUGGCGGUGUUGGCCGGUCUGCCCGCACAGUACGGCCUCUACACGUCGUUCAUGGGUUGCUUCGUAUACGCCUUCCUCGGCAGCUGUAAGGACGUGGCGGUCGGCCCGACGUCUAUAAUGGCCAUUAUUGUGGCCCCGUAUGUGAUGAUGGGUGGCGUCGAGUACUCAAUACUAUUGGCCUUUUUGGCCGGUUGUAUACAAUUCCUGUUUGGUGUCCUAAACUUGGGGUUUAUAGUCGACUUCAUCUCAUAUCCGGUGAUAUCGAGCUUUUCAUCGGCGGCCGCCAUCACUAUCGCCGCCUCGCAAUUGAAACUACUGUUCGGUAUGCACUUCACGGCCUCCCGAUUCACGGACACUAUGGUUAAGGUCGCGGCCAACUUGACAGACAUCAACCCGUGGGACACCGGUAUGGGUGUCGCGUGUCUACUGUUUCUCAUUCCCAUUCAAUUGGCAAAAGACUUUCGCUUCAGACCCUCCGAAGACGGUAUGGACACGAAAGCGCGCCAUCGAUGGUAUCAAUUUCUGAACAGCGUUUGGAUGAUGACAGUCACCGCACGUAACGCAUUGGUGGUCAUAAUCGGCGCACUCAUAGCCGGCUAUUACUCGGGCUCACACUUGUUCACACUGACGGGUCAGAUCCGCACAGGUUUACCGCCGUUUCAAUUGCCACCGUUUUCACUGCACACCAACACUACGGACACGGCGUUUGGCCAGAUAUUCUCAGACUUGGGAACCGGUGUGUUUGUUGUGGCCCUCUUGGGUCUCAUGGAGUCGGUAGCGGUGGCCAAAGCCUUCGAGACGGCCAAACUGGACGCCACGCAAGAGAUGCUGGCCAUCGGCACGUGUAAUAUCCUCGGGUCGUGUUUCGGUGCAUUUGCAGCGACCGGCAGCUUCUCGCGAUCGGCUGUCAAUCAUAACUCUGGAGUUCGGACACCGUUUGGUGGGAUAGUGACGGGUGGCCUCGUAUUGCUGGCACUCAGCACUUUGGCCCCGUAUUUCCAGUAUAUACCGCAAACAGUUUUGGCCACAAUCAUCAUUACGGCCGUCAUAUUCAUGUUGAGACCGUUGGAUCCAUUCCUCAUAUGGCACACAAACAAAGUCGAUGUCUUGCCUUAUAUAUCAACGUUCGUCGUCUGUCUCCUACUGGGCCUCGAGUACGGCAUAGUGGCCGGCAUCGGGUCGUCGCUCAUCAUAUUGUUGUACCAAAUGGCCAGACCUAAGGUAUUCAUUGUCCACAAGAACACACCCGACGGCUACCCAUUCCUAUACGUAAAGCCCGAUAGAAGUGUAUUCUUCCCAUCCAUUGAAUACAUGAAAGUGAAGAUUAAUAAAGAGCUGCCCGACUGUCGGGAGAUGUCCUCCAAGAUUGCGGUCGUGUUGGACGGCGAGCACAUGUUCAGAGCCGACUCCACCUUCGCUCAGGGUGUGAAGAAUAUGAUAUCAAGUAUGAGUGACCGACGAGUGCUGACCGUGUUUUACAAUCUCCGUAAGUCAGUGGUCGGUGCCAUACAAGGGGUGGGCAUUCCGGCCAACGACUUCCACAACUGCCGCACCGAACACGAGGUCUACCAUCUCAUCAAAACUCAUAAUAAGAUCCGCGUCUCCAGAAGCGCUUCCAAUGUCGAGACACUCUUCACUCAAAGUACCAACUCUUGUGGUCAUUGGAUCUCACAGUCAGCUCAGGCUUAUUAA
Messenger RNA from Medioppia subpectinata, 2104 nucleotides. NCBI's taxonomy places the organism in Eukaryota, Metazoa, Arthropoda, Arachnida, Sarcoptiformes, Oppiidae. The record is from the annotation of a GenBank genome assembly.